GUCACGAUCCAGAGUGGCAGUUGACACGCGGAAAAAGAGAGUCACGCGCGCGGAGCGUGAGAAGUGAAAGAAUCCAAAGACAAAAACACGCGUAAGAGUGCGCAGAAAAGAAAGAGAGAGGUCGAGUCUGAAUGGAAAGAAUUUAACCAAGAAAAGAGCGCACAGGUGAAAGAGAAAGAGAUAGAGAGAGGAGUGGAUGAUAGAGAGCAGGGGACAGAGCGCGCGGGAGGGAGAAAUAUGGCCACGGUCACGGCGGAGAAUGGUUUCAGCACCGCGGACAGCUCCGGCAGAAUGAACGGACUCAACAGCGCCUCGAUCCCAAUGAAAGAUCACGACGCCAUCAAGCUCUUCAUUGGCCAGAUCCCGCGUAAUCUCGAGGAGAAAGACCUCAAGCCGCUCUUCGAGGAGUUUGGCAAGAUCUACGAGCUCACCGUCCUUAAAGACAGAUUCAGCGGGAUGCAUAAAGGAUGUGCCUUUCUAACAUACUGUGCCAGAGACUCAGCGCUGAAGGCCCAGAACGCUCUUCAUGAACAAAAGACUUUACCCGGGAUGAAUCGGCCCAUCCAGGUGAAACCUGCCGACAGUGAAGGACGAGGAGAAGACCGGAAGGUGUUUGUAGGGAUGUUGGGUAAACAGCAGAGUGAAGAUGACGUCCGGAGACUGUUCGAUUCAUUCGGUCACAUAGAGGAGUGCACGGUGCUCCGGGGUCCUGAUGGGGCCAGUAAGGGUUGUGCUUUUGUGAAGUUCUCCAGUCAUUCAGAGGCUCAAGCAGCUAUUAACAGUCUCCAUGGUGGACAGACCAUGCCAGGAGCUUCUUCCAGUCUUGUUGUGAAGUUUGCAGACACAGAUAAAGAACGAACUCUCCGUCGGAUGCACCAGAUGGCUGGUCAGCUCGGGAUCUUCAGCCCCAUGACCAUACAGUUCGGAGGUUAUGGAGCGUAUACACAUGCUCAGAUCAUGCAGCAGCAGGCCACUCUUAUGGCAGCGUCGCAGAGCUCCUAUCUGAACCCGAUGGCAGCCAUUGCGGCCGCUCAGAUGCAGCAAAUUGCAGCUUUCAACCUCAACGGUCUGGUGGCUGCGCCGCUGACUCCCUCUUCAGGCACCAGCACACCUCCAGGCUUCACCGCCACAGCUGUUCCCAGUUUAGCUGCACCCAUUGGUGUAAAUGGAUUCAGCACUCUCCCACCCCAGACCAAUGGACAGCCCACAUCAGAUCCAAUCUACACCAAUGGGAUCCAUCCGUACCCAGCACAGAGCCCGACGCUCACAGAUCCUCUCCAGCAGGCGUAUGCUGGUGUCCAACAUUAUGCAGCAGCGUAUCCCGCUGCAUAUGCACCCAUUAGUCAAGCAUUUCCCCAGCAAGCAGCCAUCAUCCCUCAACAACAGCGAGAAGGACCGGAGGGCUGUAACCUCUUUAUUUACCACCUGCCGCAAGAGUUUGGCGACGCUGAGCUCAUGCAGAUGUUUCUGCCCUUUGGCAACGUCAUUUCCGCCAAAGUCUUUGUGGACCGGGCCACCAAUCAGAGCAAGUGUUUUGGUUUUGUAAGCUUUGAUAACCCGUCUAGUGCUCAGGCAGCGAUUCAGGCAAUGAAUGGUUUUCAGAUUGGCAUGAAGAGACUGAAGGUUCAACUAAAGAGGCCGAAAGACGCCAAUCGUCCAUACUGAUAAUGAACUGACGGCUGUAGCGCCCCCUAAAGGAUGAAGAACUACAACAUCUUAUUUCCAGAAGUGCAGUAUUAAAGACUUUAGCGCUGCUACAUAUCACAGGAGGCGAGCGCUCAUCACCGAGGCCUGAAAUGAAAGUGGAACACAAAGAUUUUUUCGGCCAACUUUUUCCCCGUUUCUGCUUUGGCAUUUGCAGGAUACAUUUUGCAGAUAUCAACUUUUUUGCUGCUGUUUUAGACAAGAUUUGAAGAAACCUUUAUGAACGCAUUAUGCUGAGAGCAUGCAGAAACAAACCCAUAUACACACUCGCACAGAGAUUAUUCCUUAUAGCCUUUACACAUGCACAUAUAAAUACGAAACAGAUCCGUAUUUUGAAAAUGUAUUGAUAUCUUUAUGCACACACGAACACACACCAGCCUGCUGCCGUUUUGGUUUUCGUGCCUCUACACUGCGUUGACUGGAGGAAAAUCCAGGAAUAUUAAAAUGCAUCAUUCCUUAGAGAAUAGGGACCAAAGGACUACACGCUUUUUAAAAGAAUAUACAUAUAUAAAUAUAUAUUUAAAAAGAAAAACAUACAUUGUAGCUGCGAGUAUAAAGAUUAUUAACAUUAAGAGUAGAAAUGAGAAUGUUUAUAUCAUCUAAGAGAGAAAUGAGACAUUCGAUAUUGAAUGUUCUCUUCAUGUAGAUUAGAUUAUAGCAGUAGACUUGCUCAUUUUCCAUGUUUUCUAUUUGUUUUUUUAGUGAAAAUAAUACUUGAAGAAAAUGUACAAAAACAGACGUUAAGCUGACGGUCAGUGCGCCUUCUUUCCUGAACACAACCGUCUGCUCAUCGUGUGCUCUCACUUCUCAUUCCAGCAUUAGACAGACGUGAAAGUGAGUCUGAAUCUGACAGGUGCGGGUUCACAGAAGCCUUUGUCUUAUAAAGCGACAAUCCACACUAAGAGCAGUUAUACGUUUAUCUCUUUCAUGUACAAACUGAACUGAAACUGCCAAAUGAUCAGAACUGAUACUGAAGGAAACAUUCGGAUGAUUAUUUUUCUCUUGAAACUUCCCAAGCACAGAAAAGCAGAUUUCUCUGUCCUGAAAAAAGAUGCAGGACAAAACUACAGCUUUCAGUGUUAAUCCCACAGUAAAAAAAAAACCCUGCUUACACUUCAUCUGUAUCUCGACACAGACAAUCUCAUCUGAUCAUAUCAUGAGUUAAGGCAAACCUUUAUGUCUACAUGUAACCCAUUCAUCCUCCAUUUCAUGAUACAUUUCGAGCUGGAUACACUGCAAAAAUGAUUUUCAAGAAAAAACUUUCUUAGUCUUGUUUUCAGUAAAAAUAUCUAA
Molecule: messenger RNA, 2997 nt
Organism: Misgurnus anguillicaudatus (oriental weatherfish)
Lineage: Eukaryota; Metazoa; Chordata; Actinopteri; Cypriniformes; Cobitidae
Gene: celf6
Product: CUGBP Elav-like family member 6
Molecular function (GO): RNA binding
Source: RefSeq, a predicted model, not a curated record